AUGUCGAUGCAAUUUAAGUUAUAUUGGUACAAUUGUCAGAAUGCUUAUAUAUUUUUGCAAAUUACUUGGAGAUUUAAUAUUUUAUCCGCUGUAUAUUUAUGUCGUGAUUUAAAAUUUGGACUUAAAUUGUAUACACAUAAUCCAUACUCAAAAAGUGCUUCGAAAUUUUGGAUUAAGAAUGCUACUUAUGUGGAAAAAAAUGGAGAAUUAUUUACGUUGUUUGUUAAUGCAGAACAAGAAGUUGAUAGGUCUUUAAUGUGCCAAGAAAUUUGGUUCGAUAAAACUCAAGACCUUUCUGAAUACCCGGUGAGAGUUGCUCUAUCUAAUCUCACCUACGAUUCAACUAUAGACGAGUCGACUGGGAAGUUCGUUAAAGUAGAAGCUUACAAAACUGGUCGGCAGUAUAUGAGCAUAAUUUGGAAAAAGUUAAAUGCUCGUAUGUACAGUGUCGAAUAUUUCUUAGAGGAGGAUUUUGGCGAAAUAGACGGCGAUGGAAUUGCAUCAGGUAUUAUUGGCGAUGUCUUACAUGGUAAAUUCGAAGCUCUGGGAUCUGAAGAUUACCAGCGUGGUCUCUGGAAGCUCGAAUCGCAAUUGAGUGCUAUGCUGGCAACGGACACGUCCUACAGAGAUCCUGAAACGGAUAUUUACGAUUUAUUAAAUAUGGGCUAUGACAUUCGUAUCAAUUCUGUCAUUGAAGAAGCUUAUCGUCACUUUCCUUUCCCAAGCAAAAAUCACUUUUUUGAUAAUCUAUUAGAGUGCUUACGAUUAAUGAAGACAAACAAUAUGAUUGCUUGCAUAGAAGAUUGCACUUUAAUCAAAUACGUCAUGCAACAGUCUGAAGAAGUGGACAUUCUGUACGAUAAAGAUUAUGAUAGAAAUGAUAUAGGCUAUAUUACAAAAGAACAGGCGUUACCAAAGUUAUGGGACUAUCGAUGGAGCGACUAA
This is a messenger RNA of Ceratosolen solmsi marchali, 945 nucleotides long. NCBI's taxonomy places the organism in Eukaryota, Metazoa, Arthropoda, Insecta, Hymenoptera, Agaonidae. The record is from RefSeq and is a predicted model, not a curated record.